Trichoderma virens Gv29-8 is the source of this 1233-nucleotide messenger RNA. RefSeq lists its product as uncharacterized. Gene Ontology annotation, molecular function: hydrolase activity. NCBI's taxonomy places the organism in Eukaryota, Fungi, Ascomycota, Sordariomycetes, Hypocreales, Hypocreaceae. Bases 36 to 944 code for a protein of 302 amino acids. The record is from RefSeq and is a predicted model, not a curated record. The transcript has a single exon.
AUUUACGAACAAAUAAUCUCGAGAUAACCUCUCAAAUGGCCAGCUGGCAGGCAUAUGUCGCUUCGUGGAUGGUAUGGUGGCGAUUCAAGGGCUCUCUUCAAACCAUCGAGGCUCUUCGCCAGCGCAUCGAAACUGAUCGCCAGACCAAGAGUACUCGACCUCCAGCGCAUCUGGAAAAGCAGUUCACCAUUGAGGAACGCCAUCUCGGAGGCUGCACUCUCUAUGAUGUAGCGCCCAAGUCUGAGAUGCCUAACCAGGCCAGGAUUCUUUACCUCCAUGGCGGCUGUUUUCUGUUUGAGAUUGAUGUGGCACAUUGGCAAAUGGUGGCAGCACUGGCAGAAAGUCUGCGAGCCGUGGUGACAGUAGCGAUAUUCCCGCUGGCGCCAGAACAUACCCUGAUGGAGAUUUUUGAUGCGGUAAGGCCGGUAUAUGACGACCUUGCUUUGCCAUCCCAGGACAAGACGCCCUUCUUUGUGGUGGGAGAUUCAACGGGUGGCAGCAUGGGCAUCUCACUCACCCAGGAGGCGCUUAAAGCAGGACGGCCAACGGCAUCUCGGCUCGCCUUCAUGUCUCCCUGCGUCGAGUUUACCUUUCAUAACCCCGAGGUGCGGCAGGUCGCCCAGACUGAUCCGUGGCUGGAUGUCCCGGGCUUUGAAGAGGCAGUACGGUAUCUUUGCCCAGAUGUCUUGCCGGAUGAUGCGCGAGUGAGCCCUCUUUAUGGAGACGCUAGCAAGCUGCCUCCGACCAUGAUAUUCGCCGGAUCAACAGAGAUGUUGACGCCGGAUAUCAGAAAAUUUGUGGCCAAGGUGGUGGAACGGGGCCGAGAAAUUGAGUAUGUCGAGGGAGAGGGCAUGAUGCAUGUUUGGCCCUUGGUGCAGUUUCUUCCAGAGGCGAGGGAGGCCGUGGAUAAGCUGGUGCACUGGCUGGAGUGUGGGAAGAAUUGAUGAUGGGGGCUAUGAGAAUGAGGAUCCCAUAUUGUCGUGAUAUUGACGACUGAGGUAAGUGAAUGAUCAAAAGAAGCGGGCUGGCGUUUGUGUUUUCUUGUGCCGCAUACGAGACUUUGGUUAUGAGAUGGAUAUACCUACAUAUAGAAUGAUUCACAGCUGUUUGGAUGUUGACAGAAGAAUGGAAGGCAACACUGUUACAUGUUGAAGUGGACAAGAAGAAGAUGCGGUUGGUGAUUUAAUUACAUGUAUAUACCACAUAAAGCUGAUUCAACACUCAUUUACUCAC